AUGGCCUCCAUUGAGCCUACCAGCUCCUCUUCUGGGGCGCCGUCCAAAGAUGUCGAUAUCGAAAAGAUGCCCGGCGUCAAUGAGACAUCCGCGCCCGAAGUCCGCCACGGCAGUGUUACCCCCGUCUACGAAAUAGCAAAAGCAAGACAUAUUCAAACCAGCAUUGCGCCUCUUCGCUGGCUGAGCCGAGGCGAGACAUGGCUCGACGAAAAGAUGGGCGUCGAAACCCAGGGUAUCGACCGUAUCCCCGAAGAAGAAAAACGCCCACCCGCCCUCAUCAACACCUUUUUCAUGUGGUUUUCGAUGACCUGCCACGUUGGCACCCUCCCUCUGGGUGUGCUGGGACCCGAAUUCGGCUUGACUCUGGGUCAAUCUGUCGCUGCGGUUGUGGUUGGCACCAUCCUUGGAGCUCUUUGUACCGCAUAUACCGGCACUCUGGGACCUAAAACUGGACUUCGUCAAAUCGCCACAUCUCGAUAUUCAUUCGGUUUCUGGGGCGCCAAGCUCUGCAGUGUGCUUAACGUGGUUGUCGGUGGUGGUUUCGCUGUCGUCAACGUCGUCAUCACUGGUCAAAUGCUCAGCGCCGUUUCGGACUACUCGAUGACAAUUGCCGUGGGUUGCGUGAUCGUCGCCGUGAUCUCCUACGUGGUGUCGAUCUUUGGCUUUGCGAUCAUCCACACGUUUGAGAAGUACAGCUGGAUUGUAUCCUUCAUUCUCCUCUGUGUCUUGAUCGGUCAGGCUGCGCCCCAUGUCGGAGCCAAUGCGCCUGGAUUUCCUGCUUCAAACCUGGAAAUUGCUGGCUCGUGGCUCAGCUUCAUGGCUAUCUGCUUUUCAAGCUCGUCCGGCUGGUGUUCCAUUGCUGCCGACUACUAUUGCCAUUACCCUGCGAACACAAAGUCAUGGAAGAUCUUCUUCCUCACUUUGGCCGGUAUCACCAUCCCGACUGUCUUUGUGACUGUCAUUGGUUCCUGCAUUGGCAACGCGGCCAUCCUGAACGCAUAUCCCCCUUAUUCAGAUGCCUACGAAAACCACGGCUUGGGUGGCUUGCUGCGCGAGAUCUACCAUCCAGUGGGCUGGGCCAAGUUCUGCUUGGUUAUCCUCACCUUCAGCGUUUUGGGCAACAACAUCGCCAUCAACUACUCCUCUGGUCUCUCCAUUCAACUCCUCGGACAUUACUUCCACGCUGUGCCCAGAUUUAUCUGGUCGUUCUUGGUCGCUCUGGUCGUGGCACUGCUCGCCAUUGCUGGAAAGGACCACUUGUCGAACAUUGUCUCUGAUUUCGUGUCUUUGCUGGGCUACUGGACCAUUUCCUUCACCCUCAUUCUGCUGAUCGAGGACCAAUGGUUCCGCAAGCGAUCCGGCGAGGGAUACAACCUGGAAGUCUGGGAUAUGCCCGAUAAGCUGCCAUGGGGUGCUGCGGCUGUCUUCUCGCUACUGGCAGGGUACCUUGCGGGUGGUUUGCCCGGUAUGGCGCAGGUUUGGUAUGUCGGCCCUAUUGCUGCCAAAUUCGGACCGUACGGUGGUGAUGUCGGCAUUUACAUGUCUGGCGCCAUCACAAUCGUGUGCUACUUCCCAUUGAGAUAUCUGGAGAGGAAGAAGACUGGAAGGUAG
Fonsecaea multimorphosa CBS 102226 is the source of this 1611-nucleotide messenger RNA. RefSeq lists its product as uncharacterized. The transcript is spliced from 2 exons. Gene Ontology annotation, molecular function: transmembrane transporter activity. NCBI's taxonomy places the organism in Eukaryota, Fungi, Ascomycota, Eurotiomycetes, Chaetothyriales, Herpotrichiellaceae. Bases 1 to 1611 code for a protein of 536 amino acids. Gene Ontology annotation, biological process: transmembrane transport. Gene Ontology annotation, cellular component: fungal-type vacuole membrane; plasma membrane. The record is from RefSeq and is a predicted model, not a curated record.